AUGGGGGCUGCAGCUAUGUGGGCAGCGGUGAUGGGGGCAGCAGCUAUGUGGGCAGCAGCAAUGGGGGCAGCAGCAAUGGGGGAAGCAGCAAUGGGGGCAGCAGCAAUGGGGGCAGCAGCAGUGGGGACAAUUAGAGGUACAGCAGCAGGGGUAGGGGUGGUGGCAACCUGGGACUUCUGCCCUCGUCGGCGAGGAGGCAUGUUCAAGUCCAAUGUGUCGCACAAGCGAAGUAACAGGUCUAAGCACAGCAUCAUCAAUUGUGAUAUGAUGCAAGAGGAACAACAGAACAUACACCCAGGGACCAGGGCAGCACAACAUAAAAAGUUCCCCAUGCACCAUCCAGUAGGGUAUAUGAUAGAAGAUCUUCGUGAGGAUUCCAACCCAGUACCAAUGUCUAUGGUUGUCAGGUUGGGUGGUUUUCUUUCGAAAUGGGAGUCCGGCAGGCAGGUCCCCAUGCAUCAUCCAAUAGGCUGGCCAAUGGCCAUGAUGCUGAUUGGUGUUGAUGAGUAG
This is a messenger RNA of Suillus plorans, 510 nucleotides long. RefSeq lists its product as uncharacterized. The coding region runs from base 1 to 510 and encodes 169 amino acids. The transcript is spliced from 5 exons. NCBI's taxonomy places the organism in Eukaryota, Fungi, Basidiomycota, Agaricomycetes, Boletales, Suillaceae. The record is from RefSeq and is a predicted model, not a curated record.